Daldinia caldariorum is the source of this 1188-nucleotide messenger RNA. RefSeq lists its product as uncharacterized. Lineage: Eukaryota; Fungi; Ascomycota; Sordariomycetes; Xylariales; Hypoxylaceae. The transcript has a single exon. Bases 166 to 1152 code for a protein of 328 amino acids. The record is from RefSeq and is a predicted model, not a curated record.
CGGACCGACUCUCAAGCGUAAGCGGUAGGACGUGCCACGGACGGUAUUUAGAAAAUUGUGGCAGAAGAAAAAGAAGAAGAAAAAAGGUCAAAUCUACAAAACUUGGAUAUUAAUACUAUUACGACCUAUCUAUCACCAGAGCGAACAUUGACUUGACGACCCACGAUGGCUACCGAACUAACCUUUCCGCAAUUUGGAAGAUUGCCGCUAGAACUACGGGAUAUGAUAUGGGGAUACGCUCUUCCCGAGCCGAGGGUUUUUGAAGUCCUUGAUUCUCCGUCGACCGCGCAAUCUCAAACCACGGCGUCAGGCCGUUUGAUGUUUGCUGACGUCCGCAACGAACCCCCGCCCUCUAUAGCACGAGUCUGCCGUGAUGCCCGGCAAGCGGUUUUGCGUCGCUACAAGCCCAUCGCAUUUUCCGGAACGGUCAAGCACCUAGAUCUCUGCCGAGACAUCAUUCUACUUGACUCGUACUUACAAGUGAAGAGGCUUCUGAAAGUGGUUCGCCUCCUCAGCCAGAUUGAACCGAUCCGUCGGAGCGCUACCAGGUUGGCUCUUGGCACGUCGUGGGGUCUGCACACCGGGUUACACCUACGAAUGUUUCACCGGAGCGUCCAGACGAAGCGCAACAUGGCCCGGUUUCUCGAGUACAUAUCCAAGUUUCGUCAGCUCGAGACCAUCAUCCUCGUCGUCUACCAGCGCUCCGCGUUCGGCCUCCGGUUCAAGUGCUGCGGCCCGGACCGCCCGCGCAGCCUACCCUGGCGCCAUUACGACUUGUACGAAUCAUACCACUUCAACUUCAAUGUCAACUUCAACCUCGACAACUACUGGCUUCGCCGGCCGUAUCAGAGCCGGCUAGUGAGGUACGAGCCGGAGGACGACAGGACGGAGGCGGAAAAGGCGCAGCACCAGCACCAGCACCAGCAUUACAACCAGCAAUCUUCCCAGUUGCCGAGGCAUCAUUCGAAGCAGUGCAUCCACGACCCGCAGCCGCGCGGGUACCAGGUCCACGACUUGAAGGGCACGUUCGAGGGCUGGCUGAAGAAGUUCGCCGAGGACGAGACGCUGGGCCCGUCGUUGAAGGUGCCGAACUUGGAGACGGCUACGUUGACUUGGAUCUACACGGGAGUUCGCAACGACGGGUUUUAUUGAAAGGGUUGCGGCGAGAGGAAGAGGGCGAGGUACCUA